This is a messenger RNA of Lactuca virosa, 347 nucleotides long. The record is from the annotation of a GenBank genome assembly. NCBI's taxonomy places the organism in Eukaryota, Viridiplantae, Streptophyta, Magnoliopsida, Asterales, Asteraceae.
AUGCUAAAGAUGAAAACAAAGAUGCUAGAGAUGUUGAAGAAGUUGGACCAACUUUGUAUUGAAUCUCAUCGACUGACUUUCAUCCAUGUUGCUAACCUAGAUGAGAUUCAAUAUAGAGUGGAAAAACUUGCAGAUACAAGGGGUUUUGACUGUAAAGUGGAUGCUACCGCUGACCGUUUAGCAAUUAAGAUAAAUUCUGCAGUUGAGACAACUUAGAAUCGACAUUGAGUUUGAAGUUGUUAUUUUGGACAAUGAUACGAAAAUUGAAGACACAAAGUAAAAGAUUUUAAUAAAAAUGACUAUUGUGGUGAUUUUGACCUUUUUUGUAUUGUUUUGAUCAUCCGUAC